UUUAAUUGAGGCGAAGGUCUCUCAGCAGCCGGUAUAUUUAAAAGGAAACAGAAAAUAAUCAAAUGAUCACUUGUUGCUUCUUUGGCGUUUGGAAAUGGGAAACGUCGUUCAAGGAACCAAAUCUAGUUUGGCACAAUAUGGACUGGCAAAACGCACACAGUGGCCUUGAAAAAUGUCAGUCUAUGGUGGAAGUACGGCAGAUUUGGAUGGAUGAAAGAAAAACUUCUUUAGCCCUUGUACUAUGUACAGACAGGGAUCUGAUGGAUGCACAACAACUAUGCACUUCUAUGGACGAAACAGGGUGGCUCAGCAUAUUGGAUAACACUAGUGACAGCCAACCACUCAGUUUGAAAUUGACGACAGAAUACAUACACGAUGUUGCUGUUAUGGUCAAGAAAGUGGUGAUUUUCCUAACAAAUGGUUUGGAUCGCAGGAUGAUUAUGCUAACAUACAGUCUUAUGAAGUGCAGUGACGUUAGGUCAAAGGUAACCAUAUAUUUCAGCGAUUCGCAAUGCAAAGAGACCAGAGAAAACAGAAACAGAUUAAUACGGUCUGUUUCGCAGGGUCUGAAGUCACAAAGAAUAGUUUCUUCACUGAUUGCGAAGCUUACUUUGUCUGCCUUUCAAUGGAAAUCGGGAAUUGACAUUUGCAUAAACACUCACAAUGACGUAUACCGUUUUGGAUAUCAAGUUGCUGCCUUAUUGCCCCUGGGAAGUUUCUUCUUGUGGAUAACGGAAAUUCAUGUGUAAAAGUGUUGGACGCCUUUGACAAUUGCAUCGCAUUUCAAUUGACUUUUGAUGAACGGCCAGUGGUCGCCUGUGCGUUUUUUCAAGGACAAGUGGCAGUAACUGUUCCUGUCAGUAAUUCAAUCUACAUUCUGUGUCUUAAGAAAUAUAAAUUAUACCGCACACACCAAAUUCAUACCAACCACCGGUAUCACAGCAUUGCUUUUAAUCCAGACUGCCUGUAUUGUCUGUAUAACGAUAGUGAUAAAUGUAUUAGUGUAAACGUUUUAAAUCCUCAGGGGGAAUUGCUUCAAACAAUCACAACUACCAUCAAUAUAAGGGAUGCUGCCAUUCCUCUUAUGUUUGUAACUAUCAGUACUAGCGAUACCCUGAAGCCUUGUAUGUUCGUAUCGUAUAGUUUAACCGAUACAAUACUGCGGAUAAGUCUAGACGGGACAAAAGUAAAUGAAUACCGCCAUUCAAGCCUUUCACAAACGACCGGGACAACAGACGUUGGCUAUGGACGGAUACUGGUCUGUAGUUCUGGCAACAAUAGCAUCGUGCUUUUAUCGGGAAAGAAUGCCUGCCAAACAAUACUCAGUGAGGACGACGGAAUCAGGCACCCACGAACAAUAGCCUACUGCCCUGAGAGUGGGAAAAUGAUAGUUGGCACAGAUCAAAAUGUGAGAUUGUUUAAUGUCAUGAACUAACCACACAAUGGGUUGUAUACCUCAACUAUGUAUCAUUGCCUUCCGGUUUAUUGCUGUUGUUGUUGUUGUUGUUGUUGUUGUAGUUGUUGUUGUUGUUGUAAUAAAAAAAUGUAAAUAUUACUAUAUAUAUAUAUAUAUAUAUACGUAUGUAUUAAUACAUUAUACAUGUAUUAAUCAUUCUUGCUACGCAAGAGCGUGGUCAAAUGUUGUUGGGGAAACCGGAGUACCCUGAGGAAACCAACUUGUCUGGUGUGGCAACCACAAACCAAGCUCACGUGGACUCAGGCCUGGAAUCGAACUCGAUUGUCCAAAACCACUAUGCGAACCGGACAACCUAGAUUCUGGGACUUGGUCUCUAACACUAAUCGGCUUGAUUCGGCUUGACAGUGUUAAACCUUUCAUUGCAGCCAAUUAACGGUUUCAAUCAAACCUAACCAGCUAUGUUUAAUUUUUGGAUGUAGUUUGUGUUUCAAAAAAUGUAUUGAACAUGUUUUUGUUUCUUUGAA
This is a messenger RNA of Mya arenaria, 1941 nucleotides long. RefSeq lists its product as uncharacterized. The transcript has 5 exons. Bases 63 to 749 code for a protein of 228 amino acids. The record is from RefSeq and is a predicted model, not a curated record. Lineage: Eukaryota; Metazoa; Mollusca; Bivalvia; Myida; Myidae.